AUGAGCAAAGAGCUCCUGGACACACUGUCACACAAAAAGAAACUUUACAAGGAGUGGAAGAUAGGACACCUAGAGUGGGGGGAAUGUAAGGAAGCUGUAUUAGCAGCAAGAGACCUGGUUAGAAAACCUAAACCUCACUUAGAAUUAAGUCUAGCCGGGGAGAUCAAGGGAAACAGCAAAAGUUUCUACAGGUAUGUUAAUGGCAAUAAAAAGACUAGGGAAGGUCUGGACCCCCUCAGAAAGGAAAUGGGUGAACUGAUGACAAGUGAUUUGGAGAAGGCCAAGGUUCUCAACGACUUCUGUUCCUCUGUCUUCACUGGCAAAGUCUCCGGCCACACUCCCGUAGUCACAGAAGAUAAUGGCAGGGGUUGGAUGAAAGAACUGCCCACUAUAAUCGAAGAUCAGGUUCGUGACCAGCUGAUGAACUUGAAAGUGUACGAGUCCAAGGGACCCGAUGAGAUACACUCAUGGGUACUGAGGGAACUUGUGGAUGAGGUUGCUAAACCUCUCUCUAUUAUAUUCCAAAAGUCAUGGCAGUCAGGUGAAGUCCCCACUGACUGGAAAAGGGGAAACAUAAUCCCCAUUUUCAAAAAGGGAAAGAAGGAUGAACUGGGGAACUAUAGGCCAGUCAGUCUCACCUCCGUGCCUGAUAAGAUUAUGGAGCAGAUCCCCCUGGAGGCACUGCUGAGACGUAAGAAUAAUGAAGAGGUGACUGGAUGCAGUCAACAUGGCUUCACCAAGGGCAAAUCAUGCCUGACAAACCUGGUGGCCUAAAAGAGGGUCACAACAUCAGUAUACAAGGGAAGAGCAACUGACAUAAUUUACUUGGACCUGAUCAAAGCCUUUGACACUGUCCUACACAACAUCCUGGUCUCCAAGCUGAUAAAAUAUGGAUUCAAUGGAUGGACAAUUCAGUGAAUAAAGAACUGGCUUGACAGCCGUACCAAAAAAGGGGCUGGCAAAAAGGGCCUGGUGACAAGUAGAGUCCCUCCAGGAUCACAACUGGGACCAGUCUUGUUUAACAUCUUCGUCAGCGACAUGGACAGUGGCUUCGAGUGCAUCCUCAGCAAGUUUACUGACAACACCAAGGUGUGUGGGGAGGCUGACACUCGGGAGGGUAGCGAUGCCAUCCAGAGGGACCUCGACAGGCUGGAGAGGUGGGCCUAUGCCAACCUCAUGAAGUUCAACAAGACCAAUUGCAAGGUCCUCCAUCUGGGUUGGGGCAAUCUCAAGAACCAAUAUAGGCUGGCAAGUGACUGGCUUGAGAGCAGCGCUGAGGAAGAAGACUUGAGUGUUCUGGUGGACAAGAAUCUCAACAUGAGCCAUCAGUGCGCACUUGCAGCCCAGAAAGCCAAUCAUAUCCUGGGCUGCAUGAAGAGAAGCACAGCCAGCAGGCCGAGGGAGAUGAUUCUCCCC
Apaloderma vittatum (bar-tailed trogon) is the source of this 1416-nucleotide messenger RNA. Its product is annotated as RNA-directed DNA polymerase from mobile element jockey-like. The record is from RefSeq and is a predicted model, not a curated record. NCBI's taxonomy places the organism in Eukaryota, Metazoa, Chordata, Aves, Trogoniformes, Trogonidae. The annotation marks the transcript as partial. The transcript has a single exon.